This is a messenger RNA of Kuraishia capsulata CBS 1993, 231 nucleotides long. RefSeq lists its product as uncharacterized. The transcript has 2 exons. Lineage: Eukaryota; Fungi; Ascomycota; Pichiomycetes; Pichiales; Pichiaceae. Gene Ontology annotation, cellular component: mitochondrion. The record is from RefSeq and is a predicted model, not a curated record. Gene Ontology annotation, biological process: translation. The coding region runs from base 1 to 231 and encodes 76 amino acids.
AUGGCCAAAGCUAAGUCCAAGAACGUCAUCGUCAAGCUGAUAUCCACAGCCAAGACAGGCAUCACCAGAACGUUGCUAUUGCCCAGACAAGUGGGAAUCGUUAACCAGAUCAAGUAUGACCCUAUAGUAAAAAGACAUGUGCUCUUUGUGGAAGCCAAGAAGAGAAAGAUGGGUACACAGAAGAAGCCACUGGACUUUCACAGAGGUGCUUUUGACUGGAAGAAGAAAUAG